This is a messenger RNA of Acomys russatus (golden spiny mouse), 708 nucleotides long. Its product is annotated as carcinoembryonic antigen-related cell adhesion molecule 15-like. The record is from RefSeq and is a predicted model, not a curated record. Bases 10 to 708 code for a protein of 232 amino acids. Gene Ontology annotation, cellular component: cell surface; plasma membrane. NCBI's taxonomy places the organism in Eukaryota, Metazoa, Chordata, Mammalia, Rodentia, Muridae. Gene Ontology annotation, molecular function: protein tyrosine kinase binding. Gene Ontology annotation, biological process: signal transduction; regulation of immune system process. The transcript is spliced from 3 exons.
GCAGAGACCAUGGAGCGCCCUUCUCUGCUUCUCUGCAAAGGGCUCCUGCUCACAGCCUCACUGUUAACCUGCUGGAGCUCACCCGCCCCAGCGAUCCUAACAUCUACAGAUUUGCGGUUCUCUGUGGCGGAAGGGGCCAGGGUUCUUCUCCACGUCCCUAACCAGGAAAAGAACCUCUUCUCCUUUUCCUGGUACAAAGGGAAAGAUGUGCAUGAAAAUUUUACAAUUGUGCAUUACGAAAAGGCCAAAGACGUCUUUAAACUUGGACGUAAAGUCAGCGGCAGAGAAGAAAUUUAUAAGGAUGGAUCCAUGAUUCUCGGGCCCGUCACAAAGGAAGACAUGGGGAUCUACACCCUAGAAACCUUUAAAACACAAAAUCAAUAUGAAAUAACAUAUAUCCAUCUUCAAGUGUACAAGAUCGUGACAAAGCCUUACCUGCAGAUCAACUACACUAAAGUGAACAGACGGAACUCCGCUAUCCUCACCUGUGUGUCGCCUGACACUGGAGUGGACAUCGAUUGGCUCUUCAAUUACAAGCCCCUGAAUGUCACCGAGAGGGUCACACUGUCCCCUGAUCAGCGCACCCUCACCAUAUCUCCUGUCUGGAAGGUGGAUAUAGGAAUCUAUCACUGUGAGGUCUCCAACGCCAUAAGUUCCAGGAAGACUAACCCACUGGUCCUGGUGAUCGCUUAUGGCACAAAGAACUGA